Mytilinidion resinicola is the source of this 525-nucleotide messenger RNA. RefSeq lists its product as uncharacterized. The record is from RefSeq and is a predicted model, not a curated record. The transcript has 2 exons. The coding region runs from base 1 to 525 and encodes 174 amino acids. Lineage: Eukaryota; Fungi; Ascomycota; Dothideomycetes; Mytilinidiales; Mytilinidiaceae.
AUGGCUGUUUGGGAGCAACAAGGAGUCCUAGGGGGAUGGGUUUACGCCGGGCCUCCUGUUCAGCGUCUGACCGAAAAUGAAAUGGUGAUGCAGCAUAGCGGUGUGGAAGGAAGCGGCCUGUGGGCCAACUCAUUCCAAGGGCAAGCUCCAUAUAUUGACGGCGAGUCUUUUACAAACUCUGCGUUUGAUCAAACAGUCUACUUACCAGUCUUUCACGCUACGCGUCAACACAUCCAGAGGCCGCCUGGUGAUCUGCUAGAUGUCGCAAACGACGGUCGAUACGUGGCGCGUCAGCCCUAUCCCUACAAACGCAUCACAACUGCACACGGUAUUCCCGAAACUCAGAUACGCGAGAAAAAGCGUCCAGGACAUAUUGGAACGCAGGAAACUCACCGGCUGGGAAUCCAGGAGCGUCGAAGCCAUCCCGAUCUACAUCUCCGAGGAAACGAGCAACAUGGGCCACAGCAUCAAUAUCAACCUACUCAAGGAGCGGACCAAGCUCAAAACAACCCUUCGUCUCAAUAA